This is a messenger RNA of Vitrella brassicaformis, 1636 nucleotides long. Lineage: Eukaryota; Vitrellaceae. The record is from the annotation of a GenBank genome assembly.
UUAGAAGUACAGAGCCCUCGACAGGUCGCCACUCUUGAACACCUCGUCGCCCUGUGUCUUGAGAAUCCUCACCUCCACCCGCACGUACCCUUGCUGCACCCACUGUCACUCGGGCGCAGUGCAGUGCGCCCCCCUCCCCCCCCUCCCAUGGCAUGCACCAAAAGAACCCUCCUGCACAGGUUGGCCACCGCAUGGCCCCCCAUCCCCAUUCCCGGCUAGGUGAUAUAGAUUCUUUUAGUGUGUGUGAACGGGACCACAGGCGAUCAUCCGGGAGACACUGAGCGUGGCCACACACAUCCUAAACACACACAUCCUAAACACACACACACACGUAGAGAGAGAGAGAGAGAUCGAUUCACGGACAUGUGUAUGAGUGUGAUACGUUCAUCCUACCCGGUGUCCACAAGGAAUGAACGCGUGGGUUUUGAGCCCUUCCAUGCACACCGUACACGUGAGCUGCCCCUCGUUCAUAUGCUCGGACGCCACCUCUGCUCGCAGCUGCGCCUGCGCCAGGUGGUCUCUGCAUCACAGGACCACACACACAGUGGUUGUCAUGUUGUGUGUGUGUGUGUGUGUCUGUGUGUGUGUGUUUGCGGACCGUGCGACACGGAGCUCCUCCUGUGUGUGUGUGUUUGCGGACCGUGCAACGCGGAGCUCCUCCCUGGGUAGUCAGGAGCACGUACACACACAGAAACACACCUCGUAAUGGCUGUGGCUGUGUUGCUUUGUGUGUGUGUGUGCGGACUGUAGCUUGGACUGUAGGGCGGUCUGCUGCUGCCUGAGCGGUCAGCACCACACACAGCCCAACACAAACAAAAGGAGAUACACGCGUCGUGUGUGUGGGUAUGUCGUGUGUGCGUACUCAAGGUCCUCUAUGGCUGCGUUGCGGCUCUGUGCCGCUGCAACCAGAGGGUUAAGUGUCCAGACGGCUUCACUGGACGAAGACACACAUACAGAACACCAUAACGCCAUGUAUGUGCUGGUGUGUUGGUUCACUGACUCGUGCUCCUCCUCGGCCUUCUGGAUGCGCUCGUUUAGCUGGGCAAUCUCAGUCUCUAACAAAUCUAUGCCUGUGUCACACACACACAUGUGAUUUGUGAUUUGUGUGGUCCACUCAAACGCACACACGACAAGUGUACAAGCGUCUGUCUGUCUGUCUGUGUUAUGUACACUGGUCCUUCGGGUGGAGGUCGAUCUGUGCCUUGGUGCGGUCGUCAUUGAGGUCCCCUAUGGUCCUGGGCACGCACAUACACACACACGUGCACACGUGUUGCAUUAAUUAAGGGGAGCGGCUCACUUGUCCUGUUGUUUGACCCGCGUCUCGUAGGUGGCCAGUUUGCGCUUCAACUCCUGUGUACGCAUACAGAGACAUCCGCAUUCGCGUGAGGUAUAUGUGUGGGCAUGAAUGCGUUGAUCAGUACCUUUAUCUCGUGUUGGAGGGCUUUGCGCGACUCGGUGAUCUCUAAAACGUCUAGCUCAGACUUGGACCUGACUGGACCAACGUGAGUGAGCACUUACCCCGCCACAAGAGGCCCAGCCUCUCCUUAAGCCUCAGCCACGUCUUCUCCGGCACAAACGUGGCUGCGAGGAUGCCUCCCGCCACCAAAGCCUCGCCGACCAACAAUCCGAACGCCAU